Rhagoletis zephyria (snowberry fruit fly) is the source of this 2914-nucleotide messenger RNA. Its product is annotated as sodium-independent sulfate anion transporter-like. Gene Ontology annotation, biological process: transmembrane transport. Gene Ontology annotation, cellular component: membrane. Lineage: Eukaryota; Metazoa; Arthropoda; Insecta; Diptera; Tephritidae. The record is from RefSeq and is a predicted model, not a curated record.
ACCAUUAAAAAAGUAACUGUUUGACACAAAGCGAUUACGAACGCGCGUGAAAAUAUUUUCAUUAUUUAGUGGAAGUGUUUUAGACGUAAACACCUAAACAGCUGGGAACGGUAAAACAAUUUGAAGUAAAAAAUAUAUACCCACAUACAUACAUAAUGUGCAAAGAUAAAUCAAACGUCAGCACAACUAGCGUACACGCUACUGAAAUUUAUUCGUCGGAAGUAUCGUUAGAUGUACCACCAGAUGCCCUGUACACAAGCUCCAGUAACUGUAUUAUCGAGGAAGUGGAUACGAACAAUGAACGAGAUUGCUGUCAGACCACCACUAUUUGGCUGAAGAACACCGCUUCGAAUAUAUUUCGCAAAAAGACACUCUACAAACGUUUACCUAUUUUAGCUUGGUUGCCUAAAUAUAACCAAAAAGAUUUAAUUGGUGAUUUGGUGGCCGGCAUAACUAUUGGUUUGACUGUGAUACCUCAAGGCCUGGCUUUUGCUGGCAUAACGGGCCUGGAUUUGCAAUAUGGACUGUACAGCUGCUUCUUGGGCUGCUUUAUCUACGUUAUUUUCGGCACCAGCAAAGAUGUUCCUUUUGGACCUACUGCCAUUGCCGCAUUGCUGACGUUUCAAAUUGCUCGUGGCAGUUUGGAAAAAACAAUUCUACUUACCUUUCUUACUGGCCUCAUUGAAGUUCUGAUGGGUAUAUUUCAGCUAGGUUUCCUCAUCGACUUCGUAUCUGGGCCGGUCAGUGCAGGUUUCACCAGCGCCGCUUCAUUAAUCAUUUUUACCUCACAACUUAAGGAUAUGUUGGUUGUAGAUACAACUGGCGAGACGCUAGUACACAUGUGGAUCUCCAUAAUUAAGGAUUUUCAUAAUAUCAGCUGGAAUGAUGCGAAUGAUGCCGCUUUGGGUAUAAGUUCGGUUAUUAUAUUACUCUCUAUGCGUUCGAUGACCUUUGUCACUAUCGGCCCGAAGGAGGGCAAAGCAUGUUGGCAGCGUGUAUUGCAGCAGAUCAUCUGGUUGAUUGGCACUUCACGUAAUGCAGUUCUUGUGAUGUUGGUCGGUCUAUUAGGUUAUGAUUUGCUCCAUUCCGGCAUCGACAUCUUUCGUAUGGUCGGUUAUGUGCCACAGGGAUUACCCGAACUGAAGAUGCCAGAAUUUUUUAUAGAUACCUUCACGAAUACGACCAGCGGUGAGCUUGUGCAAACGCAUGAAAAUUUCAUUGAUAUGGUAAGCAGUUUGGGUGCUGGUCUAAUUGUGAUACCGCUAGUUUCGCUGCUGGAAACCACAGCACUGAUACAAACUUUUGCCGAUGGCAAGCCUUGUGAUGCCAAUCAAGAACUCAUCGCCAUUGGCCUUUGUAAUGUCGGCACUUCCUUUGCGCAGGGCUUUCGUGGCAAUGGCCCUUUGGCUCGAGGUGCUGUCUUGAAUGCCAGCGGUGUUAGAACUCAGAUGUCAAAUUUGUAUGCGGGAAUUCUUGUGAUGUUCGCUUUACUUUAUCUAACUCCUGCCUUCUACUAUGUUCCGAAAGCUGCUUUGGCUGCAAUUAUUGUUUCCGCGACGAUCUUUAUGCUACAAUAUCGCGUAAUCAAGCCGAUGUGGCGUAGUAAAAAAACUGAUCUCAUUCCUGGCCUUGGAGCCUUCAUAGCUUGUAUUGUAUUGCCCAUACAGGUUGGCAUAUUGGUUGGCAUUGGCAUCAAUAUCGUUUUCAUAUUGUACAGUGCAGCGAGACCAAAACUGCGUAUCGAAAAUUUAUGUACCUCAACUGGCAUUAGAUACCUCAUGCUCACCCCCGAUCGAUGUCUGAUCUUUCCCUCUGUAGAGUUUGUGCGCAAUGUGAUCAACAAGCAAGGGCGCAAAUCGACGGUACCCGUAGUCAUUGAUUGCACCUACAUUUAUGGUGCUGAUUUCACCGCCGCCAAGGUGGUUUCGAUGUUAAUUAAAGAUUUCGAGACGCGUAACCAAAAACUCUACUUUUACAAUCUGCAACGUCGAGUCGCACAGGUUUUCGAAGACCUCAAUAAGGGACUAAUCGUUAUAUACGAUGUCGAUCACUUGGAACGUGAAUUGUCUGGCAAAGAUGAAAAUUCCAAGCUGUGAAUUAUUGGCAAUCAAGCUAUAAUUGUAAAUUGCGGGUCUGAAUACUGCUGUUGCAAUAUACGGCUGUUCACUCGAGCGAAAACGAAGGUGUCAUCAUAAUGAAGAGGAGGUGUGAAGUGGCGAAAGUGAUGAGCUGUGAAGCGGCUUGAGCGCGAAUGCCGUUGUGAAGCAAUGGGCAGGAACGGCAUAAUGAACGGGAUCUGAAUUAUGAGCAACUUUUUUAUAGUCCAUUUAAAUGGUUUUAUUUUUAAAGUCGUAUGUGCUAUUCUAUUUAUUUAUGUAUUUACAUGUAUUUAUGUGAACCGUUUCUGCAAUUAUAUACAUACGUACUGAAAAUUACAGUGAAACCCGCUCAAGUAACCAACAUUUUUGGGCACCGUGAAUAUUUUAAUGGAAUCUGAAGAAAAUCUUUCUCCUAAGUACCUUCCCGCUUAUUUACCUAACCCGCCUAAGUACCUAAAUUUUUCGUACCCCAUAUACCAUUUUACUUAUAAUUUUCCCCUUUUAAGUGCUCCCGCAACACAUUCGGCAAAAAAUUCUAAAAAAUCAAUGACAAUUUUUAGCCACUUGAAACUUGCAACACUAAAACACUUCUGAAAAAAAGUUUGAAAUUUUUUUGAAAAUUUGAUGAAUGUUUUUUGGGGUUCCUAAAAAUUAUAAGCUUAGGUUUAAAUGAUAUUUGUUAUGAAAUGAACUGUGUUUUAAUUGAAAAAUCUUAAAAAUUAAUAAAUUAGCAUUAGUGUCAAACGCCAUAAUUUUUAGUUGGUCCGAAUUGAUAGAUAUGUCCAACACUGUAUGUAUGUAUAAAUGUGUGUAAU